AUGGAUCAGAUGCUUGAAAGGCUUGCAGGACAUGCUUACUAUUGCUUUCUGGAUGGAUACUCAGGCUAUAAUCAGAUAGUAGUUGAUCCAAGAGAUCAAGAGAAAACAUCAUUUGAAUUUGACAUUGAAAUCAAAGACAAGAAGGGUGUAGAGAACAAGGUGGCAGACCAUUUAUCAAGGAUACCAUGUGGAGAAGGAAGCACACAAAGCACACAUAUAAAUGAGUGCUUUCCUGAUGAACAACUCAUGGUAAUUCACAAAGCACCCUGGUUUGCAGACAUAGCAAACUUCAAGGCCACUGGGAGUUUGCCGUUGGAAUUUAACAAGCAUCAAAGGAAGAAAUUGGUAAAUGAUGCCAAAUACUUCAUCUGGGACGAACCAUACUUGUUCAAAAAAUGUUCGGAUGGCAUACUCAGAAGAUGCAUAUCAGAGGAAGAAGGAAGGGAAGUCUUAUGGGACUGCCAUGGCUCCACUUAUGGAGGACAUUUUGCAGGAGAAAGAACAGCAGCUAAGGUGUUGCAGUGUGAUUUCGUGGGACCCUUUCCCACCUUAUACUCAAAUAAUUACAUUCUUGUGGCAGUAGACUAUGUCUCCAAAUGGGUUGAAGCAAUAGCAACUCCAACCAAUGAUAAUAAGGUAGUCAUGAACUUCCUCAGAAAACACAUUUUUUGCCGUUUUGGGGUUCUAAGAGCAAUCAUCAGUGAUGGAGGAAUCCACUUCUGCAACAAACCAUUAAAAGCAUUGCUUCUAAAAUAUGGAGUCAAACAGAAGGUAGCCACACCAUACCAUCCAUUGCCAUUAUCAGAAAUCAUAAUUUUGCCUAUCACUUUCAAAACACCAAUUGGAAUGUCUCCUUACCAACUAGUAUAUGGAAAAUCUUGCCAUUUGCCACUGGAGUUGGAGCACAAGGCAUUCUGGGCCUUGAAACUCUUGAACUUGGACAGCAAAGCUGCUGGAGAAAGAAGGAUGUUGCAAAUUCAAGAGCUGGAAGAAUUCAGAGCUGAAGCUUAUGAGAAUGCCAAAAUUUACAAAGAAAGAGCAAAGAAGAAGCAUGACAGCAACAUAGCCCCAAGGAAAUUCGAAGCGGGACAAAAAGUAUUGCUCUACAAUUCUAGGCUGAAGCUAUUUCCAGGGAAGCUAAAAUCAAGGUGGUCUGGACCAUUCCUUGUCACCAAGGUCUCCUAA
This is a messenger RNA of Arachis duranensis, 1185 nucleotides long. RefSeq lists its product as uncharacterized. NCBI's taxonomy places the organism in Eukaryota, Viridiplantae, Streptophyta, Magnoliopsida, Fabales, Fabaceae. The record is from RefSeq and is a predicted model, not a curated record. The coding region runs from base 1 to 1185 and encodes 394 amino acids. The transcript has 4 exons. Gene Ontology annotation, biological process: DNA integration. Gene Ontology annotation, molecular function: nucleic acid binding.